Messenger RNA from Malus domestica (apple), 2821 nucleotides. Its product is annotated as phospholipase A1 PLIP2, chloroplastic. Gene Ontology annotation, molecular function: glycerophospholipid phospholipase A1 activity. Gene Ontology annotation, biological process: lipid metabolic process. The record is from RefSeq and is a predicted model, not a curated record. NCBI's taxonomy places the organism in Eukaryota, Viridiplantae, Streptophyta, Magnoliopsida, Rosales, Rosaceae.
CUCUCUCUCUCUCUCUCUCUCUCUCUCGCCUCGCGUUAAAAGGCCCCUCUCUCCCUCUCAGUUCCAUUUCCUGUAGCUACGUGCAAGAAAGAAACACAGACGACCCACCCAAAUUUGAAUUCAGAGACUUUACUUAUUUGUAAAUGGUUGGUUAACGCCUUGCAAGUUUUUUAUUUGUUUACGUGUUUUGCGAAAUCAAACCAAAACCUCCCAACACAAAAUCAAACCAAAAUCCCCAUUAAUCAUAUUUGUUCUCUCUCUCUCUCUCUCUAUACAUCAAAAAGAAGAGGAAAGGAAGCAGGGAGUCUCAAGAAAUGGAUGCUCUUUGUCUGAAAACAACUGCGCCAGGGAUACACGGCCUAUCUUCCACCAUCUCAGCGGCUGCAGCCCUCGAUGUCCGUACGAGCCCAUCUCCGUCUCAGGUGAGCGCCAUCGGCUGCUCCUCCGCAUCUGGGAUUGACAAGUCAACCGUAACCGCGGCUCAGAAAAGGAUAACGCCGUUUUCCAGAUUCUCAUUCAAGCACCCUCUGAAAUCCUUAUGGCCUGGAGCAGCAAGAGGUGGUGGACCCGCCUACAAUGGGAUGGCUCUCGACGACGCCGUCCCCUUGUCCUCUAAGGAGGAGGGCGAGGAGGAGGAGCUCCAGAGUGCGACCAGGGCGUCGGACGGUCAAAGUGGGAACUGGGUUUUGAAGAUUUUGCACGUGAGGUCUCUUUCUCUACCCAGGAGAGAGGAACAGCAGGGAGGCAAGAGUGGCGGCGUUGCAGAGCUACCCACGGGAGAUAGAAAAACCAUGGUGGAUGAUGACUCGGAGGAAGACGAUGACGAAAAUAAUUGUUGUAGUGUUUCAGAUGAGGCCGAGUUUGAUAAAGACACGUUUCGUCGGUUGCUUCGGAAGGUCUCGUUGGCGGAGGCGAGGUUUUAUGCUCAAAUGUCGUAUUUGGGGAGCUUAGCUUAUUCCAUUCCUAAAAUCCAGACGGGAAAUCUUCUAAGAAGGUAUGGUCUGCGUUUUGUUACUUCUUCAGUAGAGAAGAAGGAAUUGACUGCUAAAACUGAGAAAGAUCAGGGGUCAGCUGAGAUUCGAGAAACUGAAAAAAACCUUAAGGAAGACAAGGAAGAAGAUGCGGAAGUAAAGGAGCAAAAGAACUAUGGAUAUCGAAUAAGUCCAUCUGCUGCUUAUCAUAUUGCUGCUUCUGCAGCUUCCUAUCUGCAUUCUCAAACAAGGAGCAUACUUCCAUUCAAAUCCUCAGAGACCGAGGCAGAUAAAGACUACCAUGAAGAAGGCAGUGAAAGAAGUGAAGCUGUUAAUAGGAUGAACUCAGAAGUGGCUUCUUUAAUGGCAACCACCGACUCAGUUACAGCCGUGGUUGCUGCAAAGGAAGAAGUAAAGCAGGCUGUUGCAGAUGACUUAAAUUCAACAAUUUCAUCACCUUGUGAAUGGUUCGUAUGUGAUGAUGAUCGAAGUGGCACCAGAUUCUUUGUCAUUCAGGGGUCUGAAUCACUAGCAUCCUGGCAAGCAAAUCUACUUUUUGAGCCCAUUCAGUUUGAGGGACUGGAUGUGCUUGUGCAUAGAGGCAUAUACGAGGCUGCGAAAGGGAUAUACGAACAGAUGCUGCCUGAAGUCCAUGCCCACCUCAAAUCUCGUGGUGACCAUGCAACCUUUCGUUAUACUGGGCAUUCUUUAGGGGGAAGCUUGGCACUCUUGAUAAAUCUCAUGUUGCUUAUACGGCUAGAAGUGCCAAUUUCUUCCUUGCUUCCUGUUAUUACUUUUGGUGCACCAUCCAUUAUGUGUGGAGGUGAUCAAUUGCUUCACAAGCUUGGAUUACCGCGAAGUCAUGUUCAGUCUAUUAUGUUGCACAGAGACAUUGUACCCCGUGCCUUCUCUUGCAAUUACCCAAAUCAUGUGGCAGAGCUUCUCAAGGCUUUGAAUGGGAACUUUCGGAAUCAUCCCUGUCUCAAUAACCAGAAGCUACUGUAUUCUCCAAUGGGGGAGAUGCUGAUUCUUCAACCAGAUGAGAAAUUCUCCCCAAAUCAUCAUCUUCUUCCAUCGGGCAGCGGUCUGUAUCUUCUAAGCUGUCCUCUGUCUGAUGGCAGUGAUGCAGAGAAGCAGCUCCGCACUGCACAGUUGGUAUUCCUAAACUCACCACACCCACUUGAAAUCUUAAGUGAUCGGUCUGCAUAUGGUUCAGAAGGAACCAUUCAAAGAGAUCAUGAUGUGAAUUCUUACUUAAAAUCUGUUCGCGGGGUAAUUCGGGAAGAGCUUAGCCAGAUCAGAAAGGCCAGGAGACAGCAGCGCCGCAAGGUGUGGUGGCCCUUGAUAGCACCCCGGAGCAAGCAUGCAGGAGGUGUGAUUGUGGGAAUCAACCUGGGGCAAGAAGAGCAAUUAAACUUUUCAGGUGCAUUACAGACCGGAAAAGAAUCGUUGAAACGGUUCAGUAGACUUGUUGCAUGGGAGCACAUGCAUUUGUUUGUGGUGCUUUUGGUGCCGGCGCGAUUGUUAGUCUUGGGAGCAUACAGCAUCAUCAGUUUCCGGUGACUAAGCAGUAACCUAGCAGUAUUAGGUUACGAGGCAUCAGAGGGGCGGGCGAUUCACGUUACGUUUCACGUUUUAUGGGUGGUGGGUGGGUGGCCGAACAAUUAGAUGAUUCUUUAUUCAAUUUGUUUGCUUGUUCGAAAUAGAAAGCAAAAUCCAGAGUGAGGGUGAUGUUUCUUGUUCCAUUCUCAUUUCUCAGAGACUUGACGAAUGUCGAGCUGGAUACUCCUAUGUAAACAAGAUGAAAUUAUUAUGAAUCUCUUGUUAAUGAAACAGACAUGUUUUGUACA